Peronospora matthiolae is the source of this 360-nucleotide messenger RNA. The record is from the annotation of a GenBank genome assembly. Lineage: Eukaryota; Oomycota; Peronosporomycetes; Peronosporales; Peronosporaceae.
AUGGCGGAUGACGGCAGCGGUGAGGACAUGGAUAUUUCGCAAGAUGAGAUCAGUGAUGAGGAGAUGAAAGGAGAAGACGAUGGUCCGGCAGGGGUGGUCGGUGCUGCCGUUUGGCCUCGCUGGGAGGGUGACAUCAACAAGCUGUCGACCAGCCUAGCGGCCGGUGACAUAACAUACACAUUGCGCCGAGAAAUUUGGUUAGUUCUCCGGUUCUCGGCGUCUUCCCGGUUUCCCGCACUUCUCGACUUUUUGGUGAAUUCGGCGGUCGUCAGCUCUGCGGACACCCAGCUUCGCUUAAUGGAUACAAUCCUUUUGCAGACCAACCCGGCGGUAACACAGCGGCUACAACUGGGCUAUUAA